This is a messenger RNA of Aureobasidium subglaciale EXF-2481, 1083 nucleotides long. RefSeq lists its product as uncharacterized. Gene Ontology annotation, molecular function: DNA-directed DNA polymerase activity. Gene Ontology annotation, biological process: DNA-templated DNA replication; DNA synthesis involved in DNA repair. The coding region runs from base 127 to 738 and encodes 203 amino acids. The record is from RefSeq and is a predicted model, not a curated record. The transcript has 2 exons. Gene Ontology annotation, cellular component: delta DNA polymerase complex. Lineage: Eukaryota; Fungi; Ascomycota; Dothideomycetes; Dothideales; Saccotheciaceae.
CAACAACUUGAUCUUGAUUCAUUCACAAUCGUAAAUCAUCCAUCACAUUGACCUCUCACUCCGAAAAUCGCUGCAUUUAUUCUAAACAUCAAACAUCACAACUCACAUUGAAUUAUUGUCAUCAUCAUGGCUCCUAAGAGACGCAUUUCAACACCUUCGACCGCCCAACGUAAUCAACAAGCCACCAUAUCAUUUGGCAAGCAAAAUACCCGCGUCACCAAAACCACACUCGCACAGCGCGACUUGAAGUCGACCAAGAAAGAGUCGGCUCUACUCGAUGUCGUGUCUGAACAUGCUAUCAGCCAGCCCACUACCGAUGAGGCCCCAAUCGAAGAACAGAUCGAGGAUGAAGUCGUAGAGACCAAGCCCUCGAAGACCAAGACCGAGAUCAUCUCCAGCAUCAAAUCAGAUGAUGACGAAGCUAGAGCAAGAAAAAUCACCGAGACCCAGAUCAAAAAGUACUGGCGAGCAAAGGAGGCUGAAAGGAAGGCCCCACGCGUCCAUCAACAAGGACUGGAGGUCUCUGAAAAGAUCUUGAGAGAGUUCGACAUGAGCGGACAGUACGGUCCUUGCAUUGGCAUCGCCAGAAGCAAGCGCUGGACAAGAGCCAACAAUCUAGGUCUCAACCCACCUAUUGAAGUGCUAGCUGUCUUAGUCAAGCAGGGUGACAAGAACAAGAACAGAAUGCAGCGUGCUCACGUCGAUGAGCUGAUGAACACGAAGUUCAUCGAGACGUGAGAAGAGAAGAAAGUCAACAGAGGCAAAAUGAUCAUGAAGAAAUGCAUAGAAUGGGAGUUGGCGGCGUUACAAGAUUGCUUUACAAGAUACCCGGACUAUGGGUUUGCUAUGGCUGGGAGGGAAUCACGACCUAGGGGUGAAUUACGGCAUUGCUCAAGAUAGUAAUAACAACAAGGAUCAGAUCUAGACACAACUUUGUUGAUAAAAGAAGAAUCGCACGUGAAAUGAUCCGAGUUGGCGUUUUUGCAGAAGCGCAAGCUCCAGCUAGGCAAAGCAACUUCAUCUUCCUUCCCUCACAACUCAACAGCAAGAUCAAGAUGUCGGAAGCUCUCAAUAAUGCUGAAG